Messenger RNA from Peniophora sp. CBMAI 1063, 372 nucleotides. The record is from the annotation of a GenBank genome assembly. NCBI's taxonomy places the organism in Eukaryota, Fungi, Basidiomycota, Agaricomycetes, Russulales, Peniophoraceae.
AUGGAGCAUGAAAUUAAACCGUACGUGCAGAUCGGCAACGCCCCUUCGGUUGCCAACGCUCAACGCCACCCCUACGAUGCGACCACUCCUGUCACGGUUAGAAAUGAUGCGGACGGAGGGACUCUCUUGAUGUGGGAACUGUCGCAUCUCCAUGUUGCUCAUUGCCGCACAGAGCUGAUAUGCGAUACGCCAGAUUCCGGAUGCAUAAUCGCCAGCACACCGAUUCUAGAGAAGGUAACAUACAUGACCAGGAGCUGCAUGAGGUACUCGAUGAUGUCGGCUAUUGAUUCUGAUGUGCUUUCCCUUGGGAUUGCAGCGCGACGGGUAUUCCGACCGUUAAGGAUCCAGGCGCGUGCACGCUCAUGGUCUUGA